Anopheles marshallii is the source of this 1488-nucleotide messenger RNA. RefSeq names its product pre-mRNA splicing regulator USH1G (gene Sans). The transcript is spliced from 7 exons. NCBI's taxonomy places the organism in Eukaryota, Metazoa, Arthropoda, Insecta, Diptera, Culicidae. The coding region runs from base 1 to 1488 and encodes 495 amino acids. Gene Ontology annotation, molecular function: protein binding. The record is from RefSeq and is a predicted model, not a curated record.
AUGUCGUCGGAUAGGAUACACCGUGCCGCCAAAGAUGGACUGUUGGAUGUGCUCCGUGAAGCGACCCGUUCGGAGGCAAAUGCUAAGGAUGUGGACGGCAUGACUCCUGUUCUGUGGGCUGCAUUUCAAGGACAUUUCGAUGCGCUGAAGCUGUUGGUGGUCCGUGGUGGAGACCCUGACAAGUCCGAUCAGUUUGGAAAUACUGCGCUGCACUUGGCAUCGGCAAAAGGACAUAUGCAGUGUGUCGAUUUCUUGGUACAAUUCGGCGUAAACAUUUACGCACUCGAUAUCGAUCACCACAGUGCGCAGGACCUGGCGGCCAUUAACAAUCGCGAUAAGAUAUUGCGCUACCUUGACGCUGCUGCAGCAACUUUAGAAUCAAAUGAUAGGAAAAAGGCGCAUGAAUUUCGCGAACAGGCAAAGAAGAAGAGCGAAAAGCGGGCUCGCGAAUUUACGACCCGCCAGCAGAAGCUCGAGCGAGAUCAGGACACGAGCUUACGGGUUCGUCCACACAGGCCAUCCAAUAUGCUGCAGGCGCUGAAGCACAAACUGUGGUCCGGAAGCCAGGGAAACCUAGCGCAGGGACAACCAAGAAUAGUCCACGACGCAUCGCAGGCAGCACCUUCCACCACCAAAUUCAGUGCCUUAGUUGGUGGGACGCAGCGUGGUUCCGGGGCCGUUAAAAAGCGCGCAGAUGCGAUGAAAAUACGGCAGCAGAUGGAAAACGGAGAUUUCAAAAUUGGCGAAAUGGAAUCAAACGGCAAACGGAGUGUUCGUUCGAUACAGGGUCUCAGACGUGACUCGGAGAUACUAUACGUCGGAACAUACAGUUCUAAUGAUGAAUCAAACGCGUCCGAACGACGUGGUAAGCUGCAGGAUGUAUUCGACGUAGAUCCUACUAACGGGCGGGAUAAUGACGACGCGGACGAGGACAGCAAUAGCGGGGCGAGUGGCAAAUUCGGUACCAUCUCGCGUUCGCUUAGUCAGCCCGAUUUUCUUGCAACUGCAUUUACCGCCGAUGAGGUAACGGAGGACGUACUCCUGCAACGACCUUCCGGACUGUUCAAUCGACCAUCCUUCGGCAAUCUAGCCUUUCCUCGAUCUGUGUCCAACGUGCUGGCACAGCUUAGCAACGAGCAUUCAUCCACGAGUGUUUCCUCCGAUGGUUCGACGAAGGCAAAAGCUACAGCGAUCAAACCAAGAUCGCAGCUUGUCAUCUCUGACUCCGAUUCGGAUAUGGACAGUUCGGAAAAUGAUGAAAAUGAUUCGAAUGCUAUUUUACGGUUCCUAUCAGCGUUCAAGUUGGAGGAUUACUACCCUAUUUUCCAGAAAAAUGAGAUCGACAUGGAAACGCUCAUGAUGCUGACCGAAAACGAUGUCAAGUCAUUGGGUCUCCCACUCGGUCCGUAUCGCCGGCUUUGUAAUGCAAUCCAGGAACGCAGGGAAGUAAUGACCACCCCUGGUUUCAUUAGCGACAGUCGUCUGUAA